AGAGCAAAGAAAUAGACUUGCUAUUUUCUGAAUAAUUUUAGCAUUUUUGCUUUGAGUAAUCGAUGAAAAUGGCUUUGGCAAAGAGCUCAGUGGUGGUGGUGGCGGCCAUGGUGAUGGUUGCCCUAGUUUCAUCUGUUGCUGCGGUGCCUGGAAUUGCAACCUUCUACACUCCUCCUUAUACUCCUUCCUCGUGCUUUGGCUUCGAAGAUAGAGGCGUGAUAAUAGCUGCAGCGGGCGGUGGUAUAUGGGAUAACCGCGCGGCUUGUGGGAGAAGAUACAGGGUGAGCUGCACUGGUGGAACUAAUGAUGUUCCAAACCCUUGUAGGAGUGGCAGCGUCACUGUCACCAUCGUCGACUUUUGCCCGGGAUGUGCAAGCAGAGGGGUUACCAUGGACCUUUCUCAGGAAGUUUUUGCUAGGAUUGCUAAUCCUGAUGCCGGAAGGAUCCGAAUUGAUUAUACUCGGGUGUAAGGAGAGAUGAAAACAUACAACUAAAUAAGGAUGCAGCAAGACUCCAGACUCUUAAAUAAGGAGGCAUCAAGACUCCAAACUCUUAAUAGAUACAUGGAAAGGCAUCUCACCAGAGUUGCUUUAUAUGUAUAAUAUUUGUAUUUUAAAGGAUGUGUGACCUUUUUCCUUGAAUUUGGAUCAAUAAAAAAGUGGAGAUUAAGGAUGAUC
Messenger RNA from Zingiber officinale, 677 nucleotides. RefSeq names its product EG45-like domain containing protein. NCBI's taxonomy places the organism in Eukaryota, Viridiplantae, Streptophyta, Magnoliopsida, Zingiberales, Zingiberaceae. The record is from RefSeq and is a predicted model, not a curated record. Bases 63 to 470 code for a protein of 135 amino acids. The transcript has 3 exons. Gene Ontology annotation, biological process: systemic acquired resistance. Gene Ontology annotation, cellular component: apoplast; cell wall.